This is a messenger RNA of Phacochoerus africanus (Common warthog), 4578 nucleotides long. RefSeq names its product papilin, proteoglycan like sulfated glycoprotein (gene PAPLN). NCBI's taxonomy places the organism in Eukaryota, Metazoa, Chordata, Mammalia, Artiodactyla, Suidae. Gene Ontology annotation, cellular component: extracellular matrix. The transcript has 28 exons. The record is from RefSeq and is a predicted model, not a curated record. Gene Ontology annotation, molecular function: metalloendopeptidase activity; serine-type endopeptidase inhibitor activity. Bases 232 to 4365 code for a protein of 1377 amino acids. Gene Ontology annotation, biological process: extracellular matrix organization.
UAAAACACUCCGUCGUGGCUGAAGCAUAGAAGUCAGGCAUAGAAGAAAAGCAAGCGGCUGGACACUGGGCUGUGUUGUUCCUAAAGUGGACGUGGAGGAAGGAUGGCACAGAACCAGAAGGCGUGGGUACAGAGGAGAUGCCAGCACCCAAAGUGAAGGGCAAGCUAGACUCAAAAGAUGAAGGCAUUGGCGGUCACGGAGGUGGAUGUCAGCAGGGCUGAAUCGGGGUAGAUGGGGCGGGAGGAAUCCAGCCAGCGCCGUGGGGAGAAAAAGUUCAACCUCCGCAGGUUCCGGGCAGCCAGGCGGACCUCCCAGACUUGGGCUGGGGCGGGCACCGACGGAGCGGCCCUGCCCACACCGCGGCUCCCGGAGACAGGCCAGCUCGAGAUGCGGCGGCUGCUGCUGCUCGUGCCCCUGCUGCUGGCCCCGGCGCCCGGGUCCUCGGUUCCCAAGGUGAAGCGGCAGAGCGACAGCUGGGGCUCCUGGGGUAACUGGAGCCCCUGCAGCCGGACCUGUGGAGGGGGCAUCAGCUUCCGGGAGCGCCCCUGCCACUCCCAGAGGAGAGAUGGGGUCUCUGGCUGCGUGGGGCCCACGCGGAGCCACCGCACCUGCCGCACUGAGAGCUGCCCGGACGGCGCCCGAGACUUCCGAGCGGAGCAGUGCUCAGAGUUCGAUGGCCAGGAGUUCCAGGGGCGGCGGUACAAGUGGCUGCCCUACUAUGCGGCCCCAAACAAAUGUGAACUGAACUGCAUUCCCAAGGGGGAGAGCUUCUACUAUAAGCACAGGGAGGCUGUCGUAGACGGGACACUCUGUGAGCCUGGCAAACGGGACAUCUGUGUGGAUGGCAGCUGCCGGGUUGUCGGCUGUGACCACAACCUGGACUCGUCAAAGCAGGAGGACAAGUGCCUGCAGUGUGGGGGUGAUGGCACCACCUGCUACCCCGUCACAGGUGUCUUUGAUGCCAAUGACCUCAGCAGAGGCUACAACCAGAUCCUCAUAGUUCCCAUGGGGGCCACCAGCAUCCGCAUCGAGGAGGUGGCUGCCAGCAGGAAUUUCCUGGCGGUGAAGAGCGUGCAUGGUGACUACUACCUAAACGGGCACUGGACCAUCGAGGGCGCCCGGGCCCUGCCUGUGGCCAGCACCAUCCUGCACUAUGAGCGGGGAGCUGAGGGGGACCUGGUGCCUGAGCGGCUCCAUGCCCGCGGCCCCACCUCGGAGCCCCUGGUCAUUGAGCUCAUCAGCCAGGAGCCCAACCCCGGAGUCCGCUUUGAGUACCACCUGCCCCUGAGUGCUCCCCGGCCCGGCUUCAGCUGGAGCCACAGCUCCUGGGGUGACUGCAGCGCCGAGUGUGGUGGAGGUCACCAGACCCGCCUGGUGUUCUGCACCAUUGACAACGAGGCCUAUCCUGACCACAUGUGCCAGCACCAGCCACGGCCAGCUGACCGCCGCCCCUGCAGCCCUCAGCCCUGCCCACACACCAAGCGGACCUCUUACCUGCACCGGCCCAGAGUGUGGCACCUUGCUGGGGCCCAUCGUGUGUGCGGGAACAGCUGGAAGACAGGGCCCUGGACGCCCUGCUCAGCCUCCUGUGGGGGCGGCUCCCAGUCCCGCUCUGUCUUCUGCAUCUCAUCUGACGGGGCCGGCGUUCAGGAGGCCACGGAGGAUGCUGAGUGUGCAGGCCUGCCUGGGAAGCCCCCUACCACGCAGGCCUGCAACCUGCAGCGCUGCGCAGUCUGGAGAACGGAGCCCUGGGGAGAGUGCUCUGUCAGCUGCGGUGCCGGGGUCCGGAGGCGGAGUGUCACCUGCCAGGGUGACGAGGGGUCUCUGCUCCAUGCCACAGAAUGCUCCUUGGGGGACCGUCCCCCCCUCACUGAGCCCUGUGUGCGUGACGACUGUCCCCCUCUCAGUGACCAGGCCUGGCAUGUAGGCGCCUGGGGUCUAUGCUCCCAGAGCUGCAGCUCAGGCACUCGGAGGCGCCAGGUCGUCUGCGCCACAGGGCCGCCCAGCCACUGCAGGAGCCUGCAGUCGUCGAAGCCUGCGGAUGUGGAGCCCUGUAACACGCAGCCCUGCCAUCUUCCUCCAGAGGUCCCCAGCAUCCAGGAUGCACACAGCAGCCCCAGGGACCCCUGGAUGUCUCUGGGCCCUCGAGAAGCCCCCGCCUCAGAUUUCAGAGGCCAGAGGUGGGCACCCCGGGAGCAGCCGUCAGCUCGGGGUAACCCCAGAGGAGACCAGAGCCCACACCUGCUGGCCCGGGGCCCAGCCCCAUCUCUGCAGCACCCCUCGUACCGGCAGCCCCUGUGGUCGGGCUCAGGGCCCCAGGACUGCAGACACAGCCCCCACGGAUGCUGCCCUGAUGGCCGUACCGCGUCUCUUGGGCCGCAGUGGCAAGGCUGCCCUGGGGCCUCAUGUCAGCAGAGCAGGUUUGGGUGCUGCCCUGACGGGGUGUCUGUGGCUGAGGGGCCCCAUCAAGCUGGCUGCUCGAGGUCUUAUGGACGUGACAACACCGGGAGCAGGCCAGGGUCAAGAGCGGUGGCUUCCACAGCCCCCAAAGCCCGUCAGCCCCAGGCCCAGCAGAAUGAGCCCAGUGAGUGUCGGGCUUCCCAGUUCGGCUGUUGCUAUGACAACGUGGCCUCUGCUGCCGGCCCUCUUGGGGAAGGCUGUGUGGGCCAGCCCAGCUACGCAUACCCUGUGCGGUGCCUGCUGCCCAGCGCCCACGGCUCCUGCACAGACUGGGCCGCCCGCUGGUACUUCAUUGCCUCUGUGGGCCAGUGUAACCGGUUCUGGUACGGCGGCUGCCAUGGCAACGCCAAUAACUUUGCCUCGGAGGAGGCGUGCAUGAAUAGCUGCCGAGGACCUCAGCAUGGACCCCGCCGAUCUGGGCCUGGGGCCUCUGGCCAGAGCACCCACAGAGAUGGUGGUGGCAGUGGUCCUGGGGGCCAGCAGGUGGCCGGCCGGCAUGGGACGGGGCCCAAGGUCCAAAGGAAGCCCUUGCCUUCUGGUGGCCCCUGGUGGCGAGACCGAGAAUCGGGGCUGGGGGCCGUGGACCACAGACAGGCCUUUGGAGAACGGCGCCAGGGCCAGGAGCUUGGGCCCAGUGCCCCCGGACUGGGCGGCGACACAAGACGACACGUGCCACCUUCCCACGGCUCCUCCUACAGGAUUGCCCUGGUGGGCUCGGAGUCCUCCCUGGUGCAGGCAGCCCUGGGGCAGGUGGUGCGGCUCUUCUGCCCUGAUGACACCUCCUUGGACACCAGGUGGCAGAAGGAUGGGCGGCCUGUCUCCUCUGACAGGCACAAGUUGCAGCCUGAUGGCUCCCUGGUCAUCAGCCCCCUGCGGGCGGAGGAUGCUGGCAUCUACAGCUGUGGCAGCACCAGGCCAGACCGUGACUCUGGGAAGAUCCGGCUUCGCAUCACAGGGGAUGACAUGGCCGUGCUGUCUGAGGCUGAGACAAGGCACUUCCCUCAGACGAGGGACCCCAGCCUGGAGGGGGAUGCUGGGAGCCUGGGGGCCGUCUCCUCCUCGCACCCACAGCCCACGACCAGGCUGCGUCUGGAUCGGAACCAGCCUAGGGUAGUGGAUGCCCAUCCAGGCCAGCGGACUCGGCUGACCUGUCGCGCUGAGGGCUUCCCACCUGCAGCCAUUGAGUGGCAGAGAGACGGGCAGCCACUUUCUUCUCCCAGACACCAAGUGCAGCCCGAUGGCUCUCUGGUCAUCAGCCAUGUGGCUGUGGAAGACGGCGGCUUCUACACCUGUGUCGCAUUCAAUGGGCAGGACCGAGACCAGCGUUGGGUCCAGCUCAGAGUUCUGGGGGAGCUGACCAUCACAGGCCUGCCCUCUACGAUGACGGUGCCAGAAGGUGACACGGCCAGGCUGCUGUGUGUGGUGGCAGGAGAAAGUGUGAACAUCAGAUGGUCCAGGAACGGGCUGCCGGUGUGGGCCGAUGGCCACCGUGUCCACCAGUCCCCAGAUGGCACGCUGCUCAUCCACAACCUGCAGGCCAGGGACGCGGGCUCCUACACAUGCAGCGCCUACCGUGGAAACCAGGCUGUCAGCCGCAGCACCGAGGUGAAGGUGGUCCCGACGGCACUGGCCACCCAGCCGAAGGACCCCAGUAGGGACUGCGUCGACCAGCCAGAGCUGGCCAACUGCGACUUGAUCCUUCAGGCCCAGCUCUGCGGCAAUGAAUACUACUCCAGCUUCUGCUGUGCCAGCUGCUCUCGUUUCCAGCCUCCCGCUCAGCCCAUCUGGCAGCGAGGACGAAGGCUCGCUGCAGCCCCAGUUCCGAGACAACGUCUAGGGCUAGGAGCACGGGAGACCGGCUCUCGCUCUCCCCCGUCUGGCCGGCAGAGGCAGUUAUCAUCCUGAUAACUGGCCUGUCCAAAGCUGCUCCAGCUGUUGGGCAGUCCUCAGCAGGGUCUGCUUCCCUGACUUAAUAACCAUAGCUGCCUGCUGAGUUGUCAAGAAUCUAUUUGGAUAAUUUCCCUCCAGAAUUUCAGUUAUAUAGAAUCAGUUCACUGUGUCUGAAUGCAAACCAGGGUUCUCACUUCAUUUAUAAAGCUAGGUGGUGGUGGGGUUUAA